UCUAUCCCUCCUGGGAGGAGGAUUUUGCCUGAGGAUGUGGGGUGGGUGGGGAGCCUGCCUCCUCCCUUUGCUCCGACAGCAGAAAAGGAGGGGUUCCCACCCCUUUGUAAGACUGCUGCCCGAGCUCUGCCCUCACACAGACACAGCUGGUCUCAGCCACUGGUCCACAGUUCUGACGGGAGCCCUUUGAACUGGUUGGCAGCAAGCGACAUGGCAGAGGAACUGUCUAAAGAGCAGGUGGCUGACUUCAAGGCGGCCUUCACCAGGUUCGACAAGGACGGGGAUGGCAAAAUCAACGUGGAGGAGCUGGGCGCCGUCAUGAAGGCCCUGGGCCAGAACCCAUCGGAGGCCGAGCUGAAGGAGCUCAUCGCCCGGGUGGACACUGACGGUGAUGGUGCCAUCAGUUUCCAGGAGUUCUUGGCCGAGAUGGUGAAGAGGAUGAAGUCCUUUGGCGGUGAGCAGGACAUGAAGGAGGUCUUCCGAGCCUUCGACCUGGACGGCGAUGGCCACAUCACCGUGGACGAGCUCAAGAAGGCCAUGGCCCAGAUAGGGCAGAAUCUCUCCCAGGAGGAUCUGGAGGCCAUGAUCCGGGAGGCGGACGUGGACAAGGAUGGCCGGGUGAACUAUGAGGAGUUCUCACGAAUACUCAGCCAGAAGUGAGGUCCCAUCUGGUGUCUCCUCUGCUUGACUCUGGUUCUGUGGCCCCUGCUUGUGCCCUGGGGACACAGAGGGAGUCUGGGUGGUGGGACACCUUGCCUCUCUGGGCCUGGGUUCUGCGCUGUUGGGAUACCCUCUGUGCCUAGGGGGCCUAGGGCUUCUCCUGUGAAUAGGGGUGCUCCCUACCUCACAGGGCUGUUGUGAGGAACCCCAAAGUCAAGUGGUGACCCAAAUAAAAGGAAUGUGAGCUCCAAGGGUGGUGCACUGGUGCUUGAAUGUUUGAAGGGUCCCAAAGGGUGGCAUGUGGGAUUCUUUUGAGUGUCUACCCCUUUCACUGGUUCCCAGUGGGAGAACCAACCUGAACAGGCCAGAUGUCAGCCUGUUCCUCUCUUCGUGGUCUGGGUGAGGAGUGGAAGAGGCAUGGUUCUUUGUCUGAGCUUCUGGGCUAAGGUCAGAGUAUGGACCCCAGAACUGGGACACUGCUUCCAGCACAAACAAUAAAGUUGACCAUGCUUUGAAUACA
Molecule: messenger RNA, 1180 nt
Organism: Myotis myotis
Lineage: Eukaryota; Metazoa; Chordata; Mammalia; Chiroptera; Vespertilionidae
Product: calmodulin-like protein 5
Exons: 1
Molecular function (GO): enzyme regulator activity; calcium ion binding
Source: RefSeq, a predicted model, not a curated record